Molecule: messenger RNA, 839 nt
Organism: Baudoinia panamericana UAMH 10762
Lineage: Eukaryota; Fungi; Ascomycota; Dothideomycetes; Mycosphaerellales; Teratosphaeriaceae
Exons: 2
Coding region: 209-649 (146 amino acids)
Source: RefSeq, a predicted model, not a curated record
UCAGGCUGUUUCGACGGACUAAGCUGACCAAGACGAGACCCAUCACCUGCCCUGACGGCUGGCGGUGCUUGGAAGCUUACAGCCAGCCACGAGACUGCGGUGGCUUAUUACCAUUCCUGUACACAAAACAUCAUGCAGGCUGCAUUGAUUCCAAGCCUCAACGUCCAUUAAGUAUAUGCGGAGGGGCUGAUCAACAUAAAAUCCGACAAUGCAAUGUUCACAACUAUCUCAUACUUCUAGUGUUGCUGGCCUUUCCUCGGUACUAUUCUCGUCUCCUAUCGAUGAAAGCGUUUAUCCAACAGUAAAGGCGGUGUUUUCUGGACCGGCUGGAGACGCUGGAGGCUUGGAUCUGAUAUCAGGUUCCAAAGUACCGAAUGGUCGCCAAACGCAGCCGUCGAAGUCAGUACAUCGUGGGGCGGCUACUCCCGUUUGCUCAUACAGAAUGUAUUUUACGGAGGUGUGCAGACCGCGCACGGAAAGGCUGUGUCUUGCUAUUGUAUACUACUAUUCUAGCAUCUUUGGUGCGCUUCGCAUGGCUGCAAGCUUUCGGUCGCUUCCUAGCUUGACUGUGUCGAUUCUUACGACUCAUUGCGUUCCGCGAGCUCAACACCUACGGGAGAAGCGCGUUGAUGUCCGGAAUCAGCGGUGACCAUACGCUGUAGCAACUGAUGGAGACGACUCCACUAGUGGCCGAGUGUGUGCCUAGCGAUGCGGGAGGCUGGCCGGGUAUGCUGGCGUGCUGCUGCUGCCUUAGUGUUGAUUGAAUACUCCAAAAGUACAUAUUGCCAUGGUCCACUUGCGCUAUAACAGUGUCGUGCAUGUCCACUCUCGUGUCCAAG